Molecule: messenger RNA, 1188 nt
Organism: Aptenodytes forsteri (emperor penguin)
Lineage: Eukaryota; Metazoa; Chordata; Aves; Sphenisciformes; Spheniscidae
Gene: ARR3
Product: arrestin 3
Exons: 16
Coding region: 1-1188 (395 amino acids)
Biological process (GO): visual perception; signal transduction; G protein-coupled receptor internalization
Molecular function (GO): G protein-coupled receptor binding
Source: RefSeq, a predicted model, not a curated record
AUGGCAGGGGGAGCAAAGGUGUUCAAGAAGACCAGCCCCAACAGCAAGCUAUCCAUCUACCUGGGGAAGAGAGACUUUGUGGAUCACGUGGAGUCGGUGGACAUCGUAGAUGGCGUCUGCCUGAUCGACCCUGAGUAUCUAAAGGACAGAAAAGUGUACGUGACGCUGACUUGCGCAUUUCGCUACGGCCGAGAUGACCUCGACGUUAUCGGGUUGACCUUCAGGAAGGACCUCUAUGUCCUGACCACCCAGAUCUUCCCGCCAGUGCCGGACCAGGCACCCAAAACCCUCACUCCUUUGCAGGACAAGCUGAUGAAGAAGCUCGGGGAGAACGCCUACCCCUUCACCUUUGAGAUUGCCACCAACUUGCCCUGCUCGGUCACCCUCCAGCCGGGACCAGACGAUGUGGGAAAGGCCUGCGGCGUGGACUUCGAGGUCAAAGGAUUUUGUGCUGAAAAUCUAGAGGAGAAAAUUCACAAGAGGAACUCGGUGCGCCUCAUCAUCCGCAAGAUCCAGUUUGCACCCCUGAAGAUGGGGCCACCCCCCAAGUCGGAGACCACCCGGCAGUUCAUGAUGUCUGACAAGCCCCUGCACCUCGAAGCCUCCCUGGAUAAGGAGAUCUACUACCACGGAGACCCCAUCAACGUGACCGUCAACAUCAACAACACUACCAACAAGAUUGUGAAAAAAAUUAAGAUCUCAGUUGAUCAGAUCACAGACGUGGUCCUCUAUUCGCUGGAUAAAUACGCGAAGACUGUGUGCACCGAGGAGAUAAACGAGAAUGUGGCGGCCAACUCCACCUUCUCCAAAACGUACUCCAUCACCCCCACACUCUCGGCCAACCGUGAGAAGCGAGGCCUCGCUCUCGACGGCAAGCUCAAGCACGAGGACACCAACCUGGCCUCCACCACCAUCCUGAGACCUGGCAUGGACAAGGAGGUGCUGGGCAUCCUGGUGUCCUACAAAGUGAAGGUCAACCUGGUGGUGUCCCGAGGAGGCAUCCUGGCGGAUCUCAGUUCCAGCGACGUUGGUGUCGAGCUGCCCGUCAUCCUGAUGCACCCGAAGCCUACGGACAGUAAGCCUCAAAACGAGGAGGACAUCGUCAUCGAGGAAUUCGCUCGCCAAAAACUCAAGGGGGAGAAAGACGACGAAGAUGAGAAGGAGGAGGCCGACAAAGAGGAAAGCUAA